Nematostella vectensis (starlet sea anemone) is the source of this 3975-nucleotide messenger RNA. RefSeq lists its product as uncharacterized. NCBI's taxonomy places the organism in Eukaryota, Metazoa, Cnidaria, Anthozoa, Actiniaria, Edwardsiidae. The transcript has a single exon. Bases 1480 to 2418 code for a protein of 312 amino acids. The record is from RefSeq and is a predicted model, not a curated record.
UUAUUAGUCAUGUCAUGGAAUUUUGUUAAUUGAAAUGGUAGGUGUGGAGAAGCCGCCGUUAAGAUUUUUCAUUCAGUUUUUAUAAAAUAUAAACUAACAUGUUUAAUAUAUCAGUAACUCCAUAUCCCUAGUCUUAUGGACGGAAUGAGCUAUUUUAUUUGUUUUAUCUGUUGUUUUUACUUUAUUUGCAAGAACCGCUAGUAUGUAGUUCAAACGCUUAUCUUGCCUGAGGGAGCACUUUAACUUUGCAUUUGCAAGGAGCUUAACUUAAUUAGAAGAUAAAAUAUACGGAUGUUUAACAAGAUGAAAACCUCUAUUAAAGGCGUUCGGAUAAGAGACAUAACAGAACAUUCCUCAGAUCUUUUUGUGAUAUUUUAUCACCUUAUGUUACUCCAAAUUACAUGGACUUGAUGUCGAAAUCAAUAAUGAUAAAAUGAUUAUCGUUCCGGUACUCUUAGGAUCUUAAUUUUGGUAGCCACCUUUUUUUUUGUUCUGAAUUUAAGAGACAGGUUUCUUGUCUGUUAAAGGCUUCGGCUGAAAUAUAUUAACUUCCUUGUUGAGCGACCCCCUAUCGUCGAGAUACUUCGAAUGAAUUAGAUGGCAACUUUUCUCAAAUACUAAAGGACUUGAUUAGUUAUCGAUUUUUGUAUUGUUUUGGUGAAUUUUAGCGGAGGCAGAAUGCCAAUCAUUUCCACUGUGCCGGCGGGAGCGUAGCUUCUUUACGAAAUGAACGCUGAACUAUAAACAAAUUUAAAUUGAAUUUUGUUCCAUUGGCAGGCCCUAGCCAGCCAGGACCAGCAUACGCGUAUUAUUUUAGUUAUUUAACCAAUCAUAUUUUAAAAGAAUUUAUUAAAUUGAAACCUAAGGGAAACUUAAAUAAGCUAAUGAAAUUCUCGCUUGCGGAAAUAAGAAACAGAAAGGAUCGAUUAUUUCUAGAACAUUCGGUGCUCUCUAUAUCGAAAUCUUAUUGUACUCUAAAAAGGUAUUCCCUAUGCCGUCGAAGUUCGCGAAAGUCUGGGCAAAAUUUGACCGCGUUUUGUCUUAGCUUACUGAAAAAUGCCACCGACGUAGUUCGAGCAAAUAUGAAAUCUCGCGAUGUCAACAAAUUUGUCUCGUUGGUGAGAAAGUGAUAAUAUUUUGUUUUUAUUUAGCCAUUACAAUUUCUCACGACUUCAUGAAUAACCACAGGAAACAAUUUAAAAUUCGGGUUGCUUUUUAAGCCCAGAAUUUCACCUGCUGUCUUCCACAAUAAUAAAAACCCCGAGAAGCCUCUGGAACAAUAGAACACAUGAUCACAACCAUCCAAACAGCUCCGUCCAUUCAGCGAGGUGUCCCCUCUUUCAAGCCCUCAUUAACAUACCGUUUGUUUUGACGCAGCCCAACACGCCUAGAACACUUUGCAUCUUAUACUGCUCAUCGAGCUCUUCAAGGGCGCGAACACUUCGCACAACAUCAAAACAUUUCUCCACUUCUCCGAUCAUGGCGGUUUCGUACCGCUUUCCUCUAGCGAUGGUGACGGUAGCAGCGUUUCUAGCUUACGCUGCAGCGGUUGUGUUUUUUUACUUUGGUAAAUACAAGGACAAGAGUCCGCUAAAAUACUUCAAUCACUCGAUUCCGUUAGAUGGGUACACGAGCUACAAGCUACAGAUCACGCCCCAGUGGUGGACAUGGUGGAUCUGGGCAGGCGUCUUCGGAUGGCAACUUCCUUGGCUGCUGUACGCGUUCGUUAUUCCUUGUCGAAGCAAUGCACCGAAAGUCAUGAACAUCGCGUUCAUGUUGAUUGUAUUCUUCGGCUUCGGGUUCACGCUUGGAUGGGUAUUCCUAUGGGAAGAAAAGCUUAUCAAUGCAUCCCUUGGUUUCAUGGGAGGCAUUGUCUUGUCCAUGUUCAUUGCGCUGGCCAUCGCUUACUACCGGCUAGAUGAGCUACUUCUGCGAAGGAAAUCCUUCUCCACUUGCGACCACUUUAUGAUCGAAAUGUUCGUGACCAAUGGAGUAGGGUUGUACGCUUCGUGGGCCACAUUUUGUGCGAUCCUACACUCUGGAAUCGUCCUCAAAUUCACUGCCGGUGUCGAGGACGAGAUAGCGAGCACUAUCACCCUUGCAGCCUUGGCGGGGGCAUUGAUGUUCGGAUUCCUUCUGGACAUCUUUGUCUUCCUCCCCUACACCCGCUACACCUUUACCUUCUACCCUGCUUUCGUGGUCGGCUUUGCUGGUACAUUCCACGCGCACUGGCCCGAUGAUGAGAAAGAUCGCAAUGCUCUAUUCAAUGUUGUGCUGCUUGGGCUUGCAGGCCUGAUGAGUCUAAUCAAGGUUCUACUCCUUGUCUGGUGGAGCUGUAGGCAAAAACGACGCGUCAAGUCCAUGACCGUCACCGACCCAAGGGGCACCGAACGAUACGAUAUGGAUGUCUAUCACUGAGUCCUUACAGAGCUCCAACUACCAGAACCAACAUCAAAGUCUUAAUGGACAUUUACGACGAACUUAGCGUAUUGCUACGCCCAGCUCUGCGACACGUUAGGCGAACGCCUAAGAUAAGCGAAGAACAAUUUGACACAUCUACAACAUCUCGAAUGACUUAUGAAGAGUAUAUCGCAAAAUUAUGGACCUACUAAACUCGAAUGUACAUAUCCAAAAAGACGUUCCACUGUAUAUUACAAAAAUGCAAUAGAAUACAGCUCCAAGAUAUACAAAAAGGUUCUAGAUACACUUGCUUAGUAAUUCUAGUAUAAAAAAUUCUUAGCCAAUAUUCGAAGUAAAAUAUUUAUUGAAGAUAUUCAAAUCCGGUUGUUUUCUUGACAGAAAAGACAAAAGGGAAAUUAAUGCCGUAAAUAAUGAUCAAGAUUCCCGCUCGAAAGUAAGCAAUUCAAUCAAAUAUAUAACUUAGUUGCAUCGAUAAAAUGUUAGGGGUCGUUCCCGCAAUCAAAAGAGGGAGUUUUGUUUUGAAAAACUUCCGUUACGAAUCUUUUAAGUAAAUAUUUGUUUUUUCUAACCGAUAAUUAAAUUUCUUCUGUCACAAUUCUUUACAUUUUUACGCAUUGAACCUAUCAACUCCUUAUAGAAGACUAAAUUCUCUGUAUCUUUUUAAAUCUGUUUGUUAGAUGAUGUGAUACGAGAAUAUAUAGCAUGAUGCUUUAGUGCUUUCACGUUAAUAGGGUAAUGUCGUUUUUGUUUGUCAAACCACCAGUAGGAGAGAACACCGCUCCAUGCAUAAAAACGCUCUAUAGUGCCAUGGCGAUAAUGAUCUAGAAAAGUUGUUCGGUCGUAUUUAUUUCGUUUUUCUUUCGUUAAAGGGGCAGUCGCAUCGGUAGCAGUAUUUUUUAAGAAUGCUACCGUCACCGAUCCAGCAGAGAGAAAAACUACUGGACGGCACUAUCUAAAAGCUGUUUGAUUGUCUUCUUGUGAGUAAAUUCGGCGCGAUGCAAACGGAUUUCACAUCUACAUACUCUAUCAGCCGUCUAUUUCGCCCUCAAGAAAUGGACGAUUCCAUGGUGUAUUUUCACAUUGAAACGAACGUGCGAUUGCCCCUAUAGCCUCGAAAGAUUUAUCGAUAAUGCAAAGUUUGAAGAAGAACGACUAUAAGAAUUAUAUCAAUAUGAAAUUAAAACAGAACAAAACUUAAAUCGUAUAACUAUUUGAAAUUAAGAUUUCUUUUUGUUAUGUCAAUGAAUUUGUCUAAUUCACGCUUUAUUAUUCAUUUAUUGUAGGCCUAGAAUUUUAGUGAAAGAAAAUCCUUAUACUAAUAUAAGAACAUCCAUUUAAAAGAAAUUCCAUUAGUCUAUACGGAGAUAGUAAAAAAUGUUCGGAAUACGUUAAUUAGUUAGAUCAUCGCGGGCCAGUAGUUAUGACGCUGUCAUGUUCAUCAGGAUAAGCGAUAUUCGCUUGGGCGUUUAACUAUAACAUUAUUUAUAAUUAUUAAUAAUUGUUAGCAUUGUUGGCUCUAGACAUGACAGCCAUUAAAGUUCAACUUGCACUCUA